Molecule: messenger RNA, 1458 nt
Organism: Corythoichthys intestinalis (scribbled pipefish)
Lineage: Eukaryota; Metazoa; Chordata; Actinopteri; Syngnathiformes; Syngnathidae
Product: C-type lectin domain family 12 member B-like
Exons: 7
Coding region: 47-1000 (317 amino acids)
Source: RefSeq, a predicted model, not a curated record
UUGGUCCUCAGUCGAAAACGGGUCGUGCGCCCUCUCCAGGUCGGGGAUGAGGUCCUGUCCCAAGUGGAAGAGUUCAAUUAUCUUGGGGUCUUGUUCACAAGUGAAGAAAGAAGAAAAGAGAAUGACCGGUUUGGACUCAAAGAGCGGAUUUAACACUCUGGUUUCUCAAUACGAGGAUGACUUGGAACCUGCUGGAAAAAAUGGGCAACAAGCAUCCUGCGCGUUACUUUACAAAGCAGCUGUGGCGAGCCUGGUGAUACUCGCUGCCUUAUUAGUGACGGUUGACAUUUACCUGCUGAAUUACUAUCUCACGCACCACGAAACCCAGCAGUCUGUCAACGAUGCAGAACUUAUCGAGAGACAGCUGAUCAGACUCCAGGAAUCAUACGAGUUUGCGGUCAGAAACAUGACCGAGACCAAGAAGCAGCUGCACAGUGAAAUGAUUAAACAAACCCGAAGCAACUGGGAGUUUGAACACCACAAAAGAAGGACUAAAGACUAUGAAGAGCAACUUGAUAAAAUAGCCCAAGAUGUCAGUUAUCUCAAAUCUUUCUUUCCAAUGAUGGAGGACGGCUGCAGACGAUGUCCGACAGGAUGGAUUUUGAUGAACUCCACGUGCUACAACUUCGGCUUAACCGAUAUCAGUGGAGUCAAAUCAUGGCAAAAUGCUCGCAAUUUCUGUCUGAUUCACGGAGGUGACCUAGUAGCCAUUGACAGUCUCGAAGAACAGAUUGCCAUCAUCAAUUUCCUAGAAAGCCAUAGAGAUCGUUCGGUGAUUAACUACUCAUUUUGGAUUGGAUUGUAUUUUGACAAUGAGGGACUUUGGAGAUGGACAGAUGGAAGCGAACUAAUCGAAGGGUACUGGGCCAAUGGACAAUCAAGUGAUGACGUUCGUAACAGCUGUGCAGCUUUAUAUAAAGAAAUAAACUUCUUCAGUGCUUGGAUUAGUAUUGACUGUACAAGCAGGACGAAGUGGAUUUGUGAAAAAGCCCCAAUGUAAUACGCAGUGAAAAAAAGAUGAAAGUGAAUAGCAAAAAUCUGGAAUCUUCAAAUUCUCCCAAAAUCUUGACCAUUUAUUACUGAAAUCUACUAUAAUGUGUAAAAAGGAAAGUUCUAACCUGUUGCACAUACUGUACAAUAUAUGCAGUACCGUAUAUAUAUUUUUUUAAUUGAAAUCUUCAGUCAAAAUGCUGGUGCGACCGAUACGCGUGAUAUGCUGUCGUAAAAUUGAAAAAGCAUACAAUUUAGCAUUAGCUACGCUAACUACAUAGACAAGUUACACUCACAAUCGUCUACAAAUGUCAAAUGCAAAUAUUACAACAUCUCAUACAAAAACACAAAUAUGCACCGUACUUUGGACAAACAGUACUUACAGACAAAUAAAAUAUUUUAUUGUGAUUUAUACAUUGUAUUUUCAUUACUUGAAUGUAGCUUUAUUUACUAACAACUUACAUACAG